UCUCUCCUCCCCCACCCCCUCCCCCACCAUGCAGACCGUGCGCGGCUGGACGAUCACUCGCGUGGAUCCCGAGCCCCUGACGCGCAGCCUGCAGACGAUCCCCCUUUGGUCGAUCGUGGCCGAGGCGUCGGCCUCCUCCGGGCUGCUGCGGCUGUCGGCCCUGCAGCAGCAGUGCUUUUCGCACCUGCGCCGGGUCCGGCGCCUUGACCGCUCCCCCGGCACGUCGGCAGCCCCGCCGGCCCGGCCGAUGACCCAGAUCCUGCUCUGCCAGCCGACCGACCCGGCCGACCGGGCAGCCCCCUCGCCGCCGCCGCCGCCGCCGCCGCCCCAGGCCGUGGACGUCCCCCAGCCGGACCCCCUGGCCGAGACGCCAGACAUCGUGGCCCUCUUCCGGCAGUGCGUCCGCGCUGCCUACCCCCCGGCCGAUGACGGCCACCCGGCGGAGUCCCCCGCCGAGGACGCCCUCAUUCGACGCCACGUGCGCCUGGUCAAUGUUCCCCGCCAUGCGCCCGUCACCCUGGAGCAGUACCGCGACUGGACGCAAACCUGGCCGCUGGUGUUUCACUCGCCCCGCAAGGGCCUCGUCGCCCGGGCCGAGCUCGAUGCCCACCAAGCGGCCCGCGCCCUGGGCCUCCUGGAAGCCAUCGCCACAUCGCCCGACCGGGGCCCGGUGUCGGCCCUGCCCGAUGUGGUCCUGUCCCCGGAUGGGUCCUUCCUGCUCGAGGACCCGGCCGGCCUGGUGGACCUGCCGCCAACCAACAAACCCCCGGGCUCGGCCAAUGCCGCCAUCCUGGUUGAUCCGCUGGCCCUGGACGGGACCGGGGCCCUGGUCGCCGGGGCUCUGGACCGGUCCCGCGCGGCCGGGCCCCACUUCCACCCCCUCGGCCAUGCGGUGAUCGCCUGCCUGGAUGCCAAGGCCCGGCGGGACAUUCGCCUUCUGGGGCCACGCCGGCGCGCCCUCGGCGAGCCGGUCUCCCCCUCGGCCCCGGCGACACCGGCGACAUCGGCGACAUCGGCCCUGGACCCGGCACCAGCGCCGACGGCCGCCCUCGGCGGCCUGCAGCUGACCAAGUCCAAAGCCGCCGCCAUCCAGUCCUCCCACCUGUGCAACGGCCUGGAUCUGUAUGUCCUGGACGAGCCGUGCAUCAUGUGCGCCAUGGCCUUGGCGCACUCGCGCAUUCGCAAGAUCGUCUUCAUCCGCCGACGCCCCGGGGCCGGCGCCCUCGUGUCGCAUCACCGCCUCUUCGAGCUGCCGCGCAUGAACCACCACUACGAGGUGUAUGUCGCGACGCGUGAUCCCCCGCCCGAUGAUGUACAAUAACACGUGUGCCAUCUUGA
Molecule: messenger RNA, 1338 nt
Organism: Fonticula alba
Lineage: Eukaryota; Rotosphaerida; Fonticulaceae
Exons: 3
Coding region: 29-1321 (430 amino acids)
Biological process (GO): tRNA wobble adenosine to inosine editing
Cellular component (GO): nucleus; cytoplasm
Molecular function (GO): tRNA-specific adenosine-34 deaminase activity
Source: RefSeq, a predicted model, not a curated record